Molecule: messenger RNA, 2080 nt
Organism: Grammomys surdaster
Lineage: Eukaryota; Metazoa; Chordata; Mammalia; Rodentia; Muridae
Gene: Lmtk3
Product: lemur tyrosine kinase 3
Exons: 12
Coding region: 127-1539 (470 amino acids)
Biological process (GO): protein phosphorylation
Molecular function (GO): protein kinase activity
Source: RefSeq, a predicted model, not a curated record
CCCGGCUCCCCAGCUCCUCUCCUCCGUCCGCCUCUCCAUCCCUUCAUCCGUCUGUCCUUUCGAGGAGGGGGAGGGGGGUAUCUGAGCCACCGCCGAUUCCUCCACCUCCCUUCCAUCCUGGACAAGAUGCCUGCACCCGGCGCGCUCAUCCUCCUGGCGGCCGUCUCCGCCUCCGGCUGCCUGGCGUCCCCAGCGCACCCGGAUGGAUUUGCUCUGAGCCGGGCCCCUUUGGCUCCGCCCUACGCUGUAGUCCUCAUUUCCUGUUCGGGUCUGCUGGCCUUCAUCUUCCUCCUCCUUACCUGUCUGUGUUGCAAACGGGGUGAUGUUCGUUUCAAGGAGUUUGAGAACCCGGAAGGGGAGGACUGCUCUGGGGAGUACACUCCCCCUGCGGAGGAGACCUCCUCUUCACAGUCACUGCCUGAUGUCUAUAUUCUGCCGCUGGCAGAGGUCUCACUGCCAAUGCCUGCCCCACAACCUGCACACUCAGACAUCAGCACCCCCCUGGGCCUGAGCCGCCAGCACCUCAGCUACCUGCAGGAGAUUGGCAGCGGCUGGUUUGGGAAGCGCCUCCCUCCUCACUCCAUUGACCACUCCGCCUCGCCACCCGGCUCUCCACGCGUCCGUCAGUCUGUCCAUCCUUCCAUCCGUCCCGCGUGCAUCGGAUUCUGGGCCUGUGAGUCUCUCACUCUGUGUCUGGUGAUCCUCGGGGAAGUUUUCUCAGACUACUCACCAGCUCAGGUGGUGGUGAAGGAACUCCGGGCUAGUGCAGGACCCCUGGAGCAGCGCAAGUUCAUCUCCGAGGCUCAGCCCUACAGUCUUAGCUCAAAGAGGCCUGCCUUUGUCACAGGCCCAGCCAAACUCUCCCGGCUCUCGCUGGCGCUCCCACCGCUCACGCUCACGCCGUGCCCGGGCCCGGGCCCGCGGCGGCCACCUUGGGAGGGCGCGGACGCAGGGGCAGCUGGCGGGGAGGCCGGCGGGGCGGGGGCGCCGGGGCCAGCGGAGGAGGACGGGGAGGACGAGGACGAGGACGAGGAGGACGAGGAGGCAGCGGGCUCUCGGGGCCCCGGGAGGACGCGGGAAGCCCCAGUGCCCGUCGUGGUGAGCAACGCCGACGGGGACACGGCCCGCCCGCUGCGGGGGCUGCUCAAGUCUCCACGCGCGGCCGACGAGCCAGAGGACAGCGAGCUGGAGAGGAAGCGCAAGAUGGUCUCCUUCCACGGGGACGUGACCGUCUACCUCUUCGACCAGGAGACUCCAACCAACGAGUUGAGCGUCCAGGGCACCCCCGAGGGGGACAUGGAGCCAUCAACGCCCCCAGCGCCCCCGACGCCUCCCCACCCCACCACCCCAGGAGAUGGGUUUCCCAACAACGACAGCGUCUUUGGCGGCAGUUUCGAGUGGGCGGAGGAUUUCCCCCUCCUCCCCCCACCAGGGCCCCCCCUGUGCUUCUCCCGCUUCUCCGUCUCACCUGCGCUGGAGACCCCGGGACCUCCCGCCCGGGCUCCCGACGCCCGGCCCGCAGGCCCCGUGGAGAACUGACUCCCCAAAGACCCAGCCCCUUUGCACCCCAAGAAGAGGGUUUGCGAGCAGAAUCUUGUGUGGACGAUGGAGCCAUUGCCCCUGACACUGACACAGCCUCUGGGGAGGUGCCUGAGGCUGGGCCCUCCCUCUCCUCCACCAUGUGCCAAACAGGAGGCCCAGGCCCUCCACCCAGCCCCCCAGAUGAGUCCCCUGAUCCCCCUGGUCCCCCCGACCCCCUUGGAGCCACAUGAGGCAGGAAGCCCCAUCGCUGGACAGACAUACUUCUUGGAACUGAACUGAACUCUUUUGGGCCCAGAGCCCCUGGCACAGCAGAGGGCCCAGAGCCCCUGGCACAGCAGAGGGCCCAGAGCCCCUGGCACAGCAAAGGUCCCUCCUGGCCUCAUGAGGGCCAAUGGCUUCAGGAAACUGGGUCCCCCCCACCCAUCUUGCGUCUCCUCUUCCCCCAAGCCUGGUCCCUGGAGGGGGCCUCUGAUUCAAACCUUCGCGUGACAUUUUCACAUUAUUUAAAAAAAAGACAAAAACAACUUUUGGAGGAAAA